Meyerozyma guilliermondii ATCC 6260 is the source of this 3618-nucleotide messenger RNA. Its product is annotated as transport protein particle complex II subunit. The record is from RefSeq and is a predicted model, not a curated record. Gene Ontology annotation, biological process: early endosome to Golgi transport; intra-Golgi vesicle-mediated transport. NCBI's taxonomy places the organism in Eukaryota, Fungi, Ascomycota, Pichiomycetes, Serinales, Debaryomycetaceae. The coding region runs from base 1 to 3618 and encodes 1205 amino acids. Gene Ontology annotation, cellular component: TRAPPII protein complex. The transcript has a single exon.
AUGGCAAGCCACCCAGUUCGAAUAGGAUACUAUGAUCCUUUUAAUACGUACCAAGCAGUCCAAAAUGAACUACAGCAUAAAUUCCCACUCACAAACUUGCACUGGAAGUACAAUUCGUUGAAACCAGUCAAAUCAAUUCCAGUUUUACCAGUUGAACUUGUUGAAGAAAUCCCUAAAUCGUCAGCGACAACCGAUUCUUCGGUGUAUCUUCGCCUCAUGUUUGUUACCUACGAUAGUCUUGAGCUUUAUCGACUGCAAGUAAGGCCAUUGAUCAAGGAAUGGCUCAAGAAAUUGGUGGUGACGUCGCUGGUGGAAUGGAUGAUAUUGUUCGUGAUGCCUUCAGGAUCGAAAGAUAAGCUGUCUACUAUUAUCAAAACUUCACUUUUUGACAAACUAAAAAUCGACUUCGAUACCAGUGGCAAAGAGCUCUCGGAAUUGUCAAUUGAACCAGGUACUGAACGAUGUAUAAAGCUUCGCCAAAAGUACGAAAGUGACUUUGCUAAAACCGAGUCUUAUACCGAACUUAUUAGCCAAAUCAAGUCGAUGCUCUUGAACACAUUCGAUUCCAAACACCAACAGUAUAACGACAUGUUGCUGACUUACAAUCAGAAUCACAUGAGCUCGCUCUUGGCUAAGGUUCAACUUGCAAGAUUAUUCUACCAUAUGAGAUUGCUUGAGGACUCCUUGGCAAUAUACGAUGAUCUUUACUCGGCGAUCAAUAUCUUGAUUCCCACAAACAAAUCUGCAUUUACCGAGUCGUUUGACAUAUCAGUGGAUCUGAACAACUUCAACAUAGAUACCCUAGGAGUGAAAGACGUCAGUUCCUUUGACCCUGACAAACUUCUUCAAUCUCCCCCCGUUAAUGUGUUCUGUCUCAAGAGCCUGGUCUUUAGUGCUCAAACACAAAUCUUGAGGGCUUUGGCAUCUUCUUCAUCUCCUUCACUGUCAAUAGCUCAUGUGGGUGUGAUGCUAAAACGUUUGUCUCGCUUCUUGAAUGAUGUCUCCCUGGACGCACUGUGUGAUGUCAACGAGUGGAUGUUUGCUGUUAUUGAUCUAUUCACUAACCUGGAUACAUAUGUUUCUGCAGACAAGUUCCUCACUGCUUCUACGGAUGAUGAGAUCAAGUUACUGAGUACUGAUUUCUACAACUCACGGGCAGAACUAGUACUACUUCAAAGAAGUGCUCUCAUUGCAAUUGCAUCAAAGAACGGCUUCUCCAUCAAGGGCCUUGAUGAUGUUUUACAUCAACACUUUCAAGACAUUUCUCUCGACGAUGAUACAAAGCCAAGAAACAACCCUCCAUUUUCUUACCCACGUCUCAAGGAAAUACUCAAGGAUACAGCCUCCUACUACAAUUAUUUUGAACAAGUAACGGAGUUUAUUAUUCAAGAUCUCGUGGUCUGUGGUAGAGAGAAAACCAUAGACAUGCUAAGUAUUGACUUGGCCUUUUUAAAUUAUCACAAAGGCAACUACGAAGCAGCCAUAGAUAUCAUUCACAACUCAUAUCAAUAUUUCAUCGAAAGCGGAUGGACUUUUUUGGGCGGGGUUCUCUUAGAAGUCUAUUUGCAUUGUAUACAAAAAGUGAAUCCUGAUAACCAUGUGAUGCUUCUUGAUAUAUGCCUCAAACUACUUGCCAGUAUCCCAUCCAGCUCCACCAGCGGCAAAGUAGUUGGGAUCAACUCAUAUCAGCUGAUCAAAAAAAAACCUCAGAUUGAAGGUCUCUUCGAGAAAAUGAUUGACUGUUCGCUACACUUGAGUGAAACUGUCGAGUACCCCUUACAAACUUUCUUCACAACAAAAAUAUCUUCAUACAUACUGGCAGACUUUGAAAGCUCGCUAGACAGAUAUUUUGUGGAGCUAAAAGUUACCAAUUUGUUAGGCAUACCGAUAACGUGGAGUUCGGUUGCAAUAGAGUUUCAAACCAGUGGAGAGAAUAUCACCUUUUUGAGAAAGAAUGUUACUCUCACCAAUGAAAGGGAACAGACAAUAAAAGUCUAUUCCAAUAACUUUAGAAGAGGGUAUUUGAGUCCCAAGCAAAUAAUCGUUAACUUGAGCGAAAAGUUGCAAUUUUGUGAAAAAUUAAGCAGAGAUGGUGAUGGUGAUGAUGAUUUCAACCAAACAGUUUUGAAAUUCACCAACGGAAGCUUUACUCAGGCUGCAACCCUUCUUCAAGCCCCCCAAGCUGAACCUAAUCUCUUGCUAAUGUACAGAAACUUGAACAAGUUUUGGUGCGAAUUCCGACAACCUUCGCUGUUGGUCCUUGGUUCCAAUGCAAUAGAGCUUGAGAUACACAACGGUGACAAUGAUUUGCUGAAGUUGGAUAUCACGGUCACCUUUGGCUCCGUUGAUGUUAAAUUCGACAAUCAUGGGCGUGCGUUUCGACAGCAAACCGAACUGCUUAAUAGGAAGGAAGUGAAAAGAAUUCCAGUCAAGUACUUCUACACUGGAGAUUCACUAAAGCUUAACGUAAGUGCACAAAUCUCGUACACUGUCAAUGGAGAAACUUUUCAAUAUUUCAUGGAUGAUGAUAUAGACAGAUCACUAGCUGUAUCUGUGACGGUUCUGGAUAUUUUUCGAGAAUCUUUCUUCUAUUCCAAGUUUCAGGUUGGCACAUCAAAUGCAAAGUUCCCAAUUAGAAUCAAAGAUGUCACUUUGACGUCUGAUAGUACAAACUUUGACAUUCAAGUGCCAAGUAAGAGUUAUGAUAGUGUCGUUGCGUUCGGAGAGCAGCCUGUAUCUUAUUUGUACAGAAUCUUACCCACUGCAACGUAUCGCAACUUUCAAGUUGAAAAGUUUGAUUUGAAGGUGACCUACUCUGAUAUACGAAGCGAAUGCCUUUUGAGCUUACAGAAGAGAUUAAUCGGAGAAUUCAAAAGUUUGAAGCUUGAUCAUUAUUGGUUUCUUAUUCAUUCAAUUUUGCAAGAUUCUCUUAGGUUUGACUUGAAUCAUUAUGCAAUUUAUCGUGAGGUGAAAGUACUCAAUCACAAUGAGACCUUGUUAUUUGCUGCAAAAAUGGCAAACAAGUAUGUUCCUUUUGAGCAUUUACAGCAACAGUUGGUAAAAGUAGUAGGUGAUGUUAUUAGCGACCAAUGGCUCGAGCCUGAGGAACCUGGUGAUGAAUUGAGGGAGCUUAGAAUUGCUGUUCCUGCUCCUAGUUUGGACGUCUUACAUUCAGCUACAUUCGAGUACGAAAGAAAAUCGCAGUACUUGGUUGGAGAACCAAUCGAGAUCAAGUUGACCAUCAAUACGAUCAGCCUGUGGGCGUUAGAGAAGUCCGGCUUGGAGAAUGAGGAAAUUUUGGCAUCAUCAUCGCCAAAGCGUGGAGAGCCUGUGAAGAAGAAACACAGCUUCCAAGCAUCCCUUUUAUACGACGAAAAUUGGUUGAUAUCAGGGUUCAAAAGAGAAAUUUUUGAGGUUGACUACUCCACGGGCUUUAGCGAAAACGACUUCAGUCUUGUGCUUAUACCGUUGAAUGUGGGGAAGCUUGAACUUCCAAAAAUCGGCAUUAAGUCUGCAUCGGCACAAGAACAAGAAAUCUCAAUGGAUACUAUUUUGAAGAAUGGGUCUGAGACCUUGUUGGUUGUGCCAGAAGUCAGUAGUAUUACGUUUACGUUUUAA